Messenger RNA from Musa acuminata subsp. malaccensis (wild Malaysian banana), 1515 nucleotides. RefSeq names its product SH3 domain-containing protein 2. Lineage: Eukaryota; Viridiplantae; Streptophyta; Magnoliopsida; Zingiberales; Musaceae. Gene Ontology annotation, molecular function: protein binding. The record is from RefSeq and is a predicted model, not a curated record.
AUGGAUGGAACAGUGAAAAUGUGUUUGGUAGAAAGGAAAAACAUAUUUCCUUUCUAACAGCUCCCGUCGCUCGUCUUCUUUGUCCGCUUCCGUCUCGAAGAUUUGGGUCGGAUCGCCGGAUUCCGAGUCAUUGCCAGAGCGCUCGCCGCCCCGCUGGCGGAUGGAGGCUCUCAGGAAGCAGGCCUCCAAACUCAGGGAGCAGGUCGCCAGGCAGCAGCAGGCGGUUUUCAAGCAAUUUGGAGGCGGUGGAUAUGGAAGUCCUGAUAGCCUAUUUGCAGAUGCAGCAGAAUAUAAGCAGAAUCAAAAAAUAGAAAAACUUUAUAUAUCAACUCGGGCUGCUAAGCAUUUUCAAAGGGAUAUAGUGCGUGGUGUGGAAGGCUAUAUUGUUACAGGAUCUAAACAAGUUGAAAUUGGCAAUAAAUUGUCUGAAGAUAGUAGAAAAUAUGGUGUUGGGAACACCUGCACAAGUGGGAAUACUCUAUCGAAUGCUGCUUUAAGUUAUGCGAGGGCUCGUUCUCAGAUGGAGAAUGAGCAUGGAAAUCUGUUGAAAGCUCUUGGUACCCAGGUUGCAGAGCCAUUAAGAGCCAUGGUAGUGGGUGCUCCAUUGGAGGAUGCUCGCCACCUUGCCCAGAGAUAUGAUAGGAUGCACCAAGAAGCUGAAGCUCAGGCUACUGAAGUUUCAAAGCGCCAUAUUAAAGUAAGAGAAACUGCUGGCACUGGUGAUAACAUUUCAAAGUUAGAAGCUGCUGAAGCUAAGUUGCAGGAGUUAAAAUCUAAUAUGGCAGCAACAGGUAAGGAAGCUGUUGCAGCAAUGGCUGCUGUGGAAGCUCAGCAACAAAGAUUAACCUUACAGCGGCUUAUUGCUAUGGUUGAAUCAGAGCGCACUUACCAUCAGAAGAUCCUACAAAUCCUCGGACAACUUGAGGCAGAGAUGCUAUUAGAACGCCAAAGAAUCGAAGCCUCUCCUAAUCCAGUUUCAGAAAACUUUACGCCUCCACCACCAUCAUACGAAGAAGCCAGUGGAUUUUUUGCUAACUCAGCUGUUGAUGGUGCUACUGAAACUGUGGAGUACUUUUUAGCUGAGGUUAUUAAUUCAUAUCAGGCUGAGACAGAUGUGGAACUUAACUUGUCCGUUGGUGACUAUGUCGUUGUACGUAAGGUGUCAGAUAAUGGCUGGGCUGAAGGUGAAUGCAAAGGAAAAGCAGGUUGGUUCCCUUGCGCAUACAUUGAGAAGAGGGAGCGUGUGCUUGCAAGUAAAAUUGCUUCAAUGCUAUAGAAGUGUUGCUUUGCACGAAGUGUGCAUGUUGCAGUGUUGGGCUUCCAUAAGCCGAAAUAUCGUGUUUGUGUCUAUGGUGUUUGUAUCUUCAACUUAUUUCUUGCAUUUUCCCCCAUCUUACGGUUUGUUUAAAUGGCCAAUGCUGUCUGAUAUCUUUGUCAAAGGUUAAAGUAGAUUUUGCAGGAAAACAAAGUUAUUUAGUAAUCCACCACUUAAAUUACUGGCUUUGAUUAAUAUAA